AUGGCGCGGCCGAUGCAGCUGGCGCCCGCUUCCCUGGCGUUGGUGCUGAGCCCCCGGGAGGCCGGGCAGGCGGCGGGGGAGCCGGGCGGCCGCGCGCUCUUCCGUGCCUUCCGCCGCGCCAACGCGUGCUGCUUCUGGAACGCCCGGCUGGCGCGCGCCGCCUCGCGGCUGGCCUUUCUCGGCUGGCUGCGGCGCGGGGUGCUGCUGGUGCGCGCGCCCCAGCCCUGUGUGCGGGUGCUGCGGGACGCGUGGCGUCGCCGAGCCCUGAGGCCGCCCCGAGGCUUCCGCAUCACCGCGGUGGGUGAUGUCUUCCCAGUGCAAAUGAGUCCCAUAGCCCAGAGCCGGUUUGUGCCCUUGGCUGAAGUUCUUUGCUGUGCUAUAGCUGAUAUGAACGCCGUUCGGGUGGCCGUAACACAGGAAUCCCUCUUGGAGCACUUGACAGAACAUUACCCAGGCAUUGCUAUUCCCUCCCUGGACAUUCUCUACAGCACACUGGGGGCUUUAAUUCAACAGAGGAAGAUUUACCACACCGGAGAGGGCUACUUCAUAGUUACCCCAAGCACAUACUUCAUCACAAAUGGGCCCGUGCAAGGAAAUAAGAGAACCUUCCUGUCAGUCGAAGGGUGCUCGGGGCCCACUUCCGGGACCUAUCUAGUGAGCAUGGAUUGCUGUGCAGAGCCGACCCAGGAGAACGAGUCUCCUGUUUCCCACUGUCCUUCAUGUCAGUGCUACCCUGAUACAAGCACGCGCGACUCUAAGGACCUACUGACCGCUGCAGAGGUGACUAGAAAAUACCAGGAAGGUCUUGAGAAGCCCACAGCUUUGAGCAAGAAUCAGGUAGCUUCAGCACCUGAAGACACCCACGUCGGUGUGAGCCCCAAACCACCACCAUGUACGAAAGACAAGGGCAAAAGAUUCGGUUUCGGUUUCCUGUGGCGCAGCUUAUCGAGAAAAGAGAAGUCCAAAGUGGAGCGUCAUAGUUUCUCCGCACAGUUCCCACCCGAGGAGUGGCCCGUCCGAGACGAGGACAGCUCCACCAACAUCCCGCGGGAUGUGGAACACGCAAUCAUCAAAAGGAUUAACCCCGUACUGACUGUUGACAACUUAUCCAAGCACACUGCCCUAAUGCAAAAAUAUGAAGAACAAAAAAAAUACAACAACCAGGGCACGUCAACGGAUAUACGGAUAUCCAGGCAUAAAUAUUCCUCUAAAGAGGCGAUCCGGAAAAGGCGGGGCCGGUUUGCCACGCCCCGCAGGCGGAGCUGUUCUCAUAGGGGUAGACACAAAUCAUGCAGCCAGGCAAGUGAGCUUGAGCGGGGAGGCCCCGGACCAGAACAGGAAAAGAGCCCCGAGGUCCCUGCAGCCCAGCCUGCCUGCAGCGAACGAGAGAACUUGCACGGCAGGAAUCCAGCUGUGCUAGGCUCCCACUUGAUUUAUAAAAAGCAGAUCAAUAAUCCGUUCCAGGGCAUGCAUCUCCGAGGGCACCCUGUAUCCAAAGGGUUCGUCCUUCAGAAGACCCAUGGUCUGAAACCUAGUUGCAUCGGGCCGGAGGAAAAGCCUUUCUCGAGGACAGGCACUUCAGAUCCUUCCGGAGUCUUGGAGGGUGAAGGCCGACCACCGUGUCCCCAACAAAGCCGAGAUAAACUGGAAGCAGAAACCACGCCCGUGGCGAAGGCUCCUGGCCAUCCAGUCAGCGACGAUUUCAGAGGUGGCCCAGGAAAUUAUCCUCCAUGUAGAGUUUUGCCAAGCCACCUGCGGUGUUAUUCCUUUAGGGAAAGUAUGCUGCGAGCUGGUGUGUUUCACGAGGGAAACAAGGUCCUCCCUGAAGUCUUGAGGAAAAGCUGGUCCGACUAUGAUAUGUUCUUGGGAUCCAAAGAAAAGCAGCAGGUCCUGCCCACACGACGUUGCUCUUUAGACUCAGACUCCUCUGUGUAUGCAGAGGAUGAGACAGUGGGUAAGACACUACACCAAUUCCAAAACCUCGGCCUCUUAGAUGGCCCAGUUGCUGCCAACCGUUUGAGGACUCAUGAAAGACAAGAUGGCGACUCAGAAGAACUAAGUAGGAAGGGAUUUCAAAUCCCAGAGGCUGAGAUUGUGAAUAUGGAAAAUGAGGGGCUUUCAGACAGUGAGCUGCACGAGGUGACUUUGUAUGACCCCGGGGCCGGGGCUGACGGGGGCUGCAGUUCUCUGUGUUUAGAGGACGAUGACUUCUCUGAGACAGAUGAUUUCUGUCACACGCUGCCAGGACACACUCAGUACUCCUGUGCAGGUGGAGGCACGUGGAAUCAUUUGGGAAGUCCAGCCAUGACAGGGCGAUCUCUGACUGGCUUUAAUAGCAAAAGUGAAAGGCUUGAGCCUCCGGGCAUUGGAAGGAAUCACUGGUACAAGGCCACAGGGUUGUUUUCAAAUGCAGGGGAAAGCCCAAACCCUGACAACCCUGGCCUAAAUUCAGGGACCCCAUGGGGUUUCAACUACGAAGGAGAGCUCACUGUUGCCCAUGUCCAGAGCCCAGCAGCUGCUGCCGGCGGAAGUUUACUUGAGUGUUCUACUGUAAGGAAAACCAGUUUCCCAGUUGAGAUCCUGCAAGAUUCUCCUGGUGAUAGGGGAAAGAAUCCAAUUGUCUGGAGACCGAGCCUUCCAAGUCAGGAAAUGAAAGAGCAUUUCACAGACAAGUUACAACUUGUCAAGGCCUCGCACGGGUCAGUGUUGGCUCCGGAGCCACAGCGAGAACACAGUCACCUAGAAGGGACGGAGAAUCACAGCAUGACGGGAGACAGCGGGAUCGAUUCCCCCAGGACACAGAGCCUGGUGUCUUCUAAUUCAGCCAUUUUGGAUAGAUUUAAAAGAAGACAGAAUUUUCUGCAGAACCAUGAAGCCAUUCAGAAGAGUCAAAAUCUUGCAUCAAAUUCCUUGUUUCAACUCUUCCCAGUUAUAAAUGUCUAACUUAAAUUUUUUUUUUCUUGAGAUGUGGUCUUACACUGUAGUUCAGGCUGGCCUGUAACUCAACAGCAAUCCCCUGCCUUUGCCUCUGGAGUGCUAGGAUUAAAAGAGCGUAAGCCACCAUGUCAGGAUUAAAUUUUUAACUGAUUUUGGAGAACUCUUUUGAAAACUGGAUAUGAGGGUGUCCUUGGAAGCCGUACAUAUAUGCUAUUAUUAACCUCAUCGUGUUAUAUUCUAAUUACUCUUUCCCUUUUACCAUUUUAAAGCAAUUUCUAAUGCCUUUUGCUAGAAACUUGUAAUUUCCAAUUUAAAAAACAAAAAACAAAACAACAAACCAAACAAAACAAAAAAACCAUGAGAGCUGGAGAGAUGGCUCAGUGCCUGUCCUUCCAAAGGUCCCAAGUUCAAUCCCAAGCAACCAUGUGACUUUCAACCAUCAAUAAUGGGAUCUGAUGCCCUUUCUUCUGGGUAGAUAGAACACCCAUGUACAUAAAAUAAAAAAAAAUAUUAACGCACACACGCACACACAAAAAACAUGAAAUUGUUGCUCCUUUUCUAAUUGUCACUAACUUUAAUUUCCCUUGAUCAGUUUCUCCAAUGCACAUAAAUGCUGAUUUCCUACCCACCAGAUAGUCUCAUUAACCACAGGAAUGUGGAGUUCUCAAGUUAAGGCUUCCUCACAAAACCCAGAGAACAAGCAAGCAUGUGUUUUAAGGGCUGGAUAGAUACUUGGAAAUUAAAGGAUUGUCAGAAUGAAUUGCUAGGCUGUGUUUCCAAAAGAACCCUCCCUUGGGUGGUCGGAGUCCAGCAUCUUUUUCAACCAACCCUGGGCAUAAAUAAAUGGCUCCAAAUUGGGUUGACCAAGGAUGUCCGGAACUCCAGUGGUCGUAAACUUGUGGUUCCUCCUUGCAUCCAAGUUCUCUACAGUAGCACAGGGACCUUGGGUGCAGUGACUAUAAACAGCCGCCAUCUUGGAAAUGUCUGGAGCCUGUUGCUUGUAAUGUGUUGCAGCAUUCAAGACAGUUCUCUGUGAAACGGCUAGCUAUUUUCAGUAACCAGUUCUCUUAACUCUUGGCCCAGCCCUCCUCCCAGUUUCCAGCCUAGCAGCCCCUUCAAAGGUUUCCUCCCAACCCUUCCUCCCUCAGUUCCCCAACUGUCUGCUUAAACUGUCCUUUCUCCCAGUUUCCCCAAUCCUAGAAGCUCCAAACUGUAACGACUGUUCUAACCUGUCUGCUCAGUAUAGUUUCUCCAGGCUCAACUGUCUCCUAACGGUAUCUUCUACACCAAUUGCCUUGUCUCACUCUGCUAACCCAAUUCACUUCUUCAGCCUCUGCUGGCUUUUUAUAACCUAUCCUGGUUCCAGAAAUCCAAGAGGCAACCAACACUGAAGUCCAUAGGGUCAAGAAGUUCUAACAGCUAAGCAUUCUUAAAGGGCCAGCUGUCUAGCAACCUGUGAUCCUUUUUUAUUUUUUAAAGGACCAAGCACAAAAAUAA
Messenger RNA from Apodemus sylvaticus (European woodmouse), 4434 nucleotides. It is a transcript of the gene Stox1, whose product is annotated as storkhead box 1. Bases 1 to 2943 code for a protein of 980 amino acids. Gene Ontology annotation, molecular function: RNA polymerase II transcription regulatory region sequence-specific DNA binding; DNA-binding transcription activator activity, RNA polymerase II-specific. The transcript is spliced from 4 exons. Gene Ontology annotation, cellular component: cytoplasm; nucleus. Lineage: Eukaryota; Metazoa; Chordata; Mammalia; Rodentia; Muridae. The record is from RefSeq and is a predicted model, not a curated record. Gene Ontology annotation, biological process: positive regulation of transcription by RNA polymerase II.